UAUCCCAGAACCCUUUGCGUGUUGGAAAAAAAAAACCCUGAGAAGCAGGGAAGUUUAUAUGUUGAGUGGAGAGGAGUGGGAAUAGGAUAGGAGCAACAGGCUGAGGGGAAACCAAGUAAAAGUGGUUUUCGGGGGCAAAUUAUGAAUAUUAACUGAAAUGCAACGCGAUAUGUUUUUUCUGGUUUGAAAAAAAACUGUUUUUUUUUCCUCGCGGGCUCAAACUUCUCAUAAGCCCGUUUAGUCUGCCGAUUUGUUUUGGCACUAACAAAUGGAUUUACGUCGAAGCCCAGGCUGCCUCUGCCCCGAGUGAAAAAUGAAAAUGCCUCUUCCUCUGCUCCAGCUCCUGUGCCGCGGUCUUCUCGAUUUCCUGAGGCGCACCGAAGUUGUUUCGUCGCAUUGAUGUCUCCCUCGCAGUUCGAGUUAUGCUUUCCCGAAAGAAAAGUAAAAACGAAGCGUCGAAACCAGCCGAGGUACACGGAAAAUACGUAAAAAAGGAGACGUCCCCCCUCUUGAGAAAUUUGAUGCCCUCAUUUAUAAGACAUGGGCCUACCAUUCCCAGACGCGCCGAGAUCCCUCUGCCGGAGCAGGGUCCCGCAGGGUAUCCCGUGGGGCCGGGCGAGCCAGUGGUCUCCCGGAACAAGAGCUUCCUGCGCGGGCCGGUGCAGAGGCCGCCCCACGAGAUUGCCAGGCGCGAGAGCAACCGCCUGUCAGCGCCGCCCUACCUUCCCCGCAGCCUGGGAGACCUUCCGCGGGAGUACGGCGGGUCCUCGCAGUCCUUCCUCACCGAGGCCACCCCGAUGGCGGAGAAUGGCGACGCCGGUGGCGCUGCCCGCUAUUACUAUUCUCCUGACCCCUAUUACGAUGGCCAGCGGCGGCGACACGUGCCAGACCGGUUUCACGAGGACUAUAGAUACUAUGAACACAAUAGCGACCACUUCCAAAGAGUACUGCCACCCUCGCAGCCCCAAGGCAGACAUGCUGCUAUUGGAAGAAUACAGGCAAAGUCACUGGGGAACUUGGCAACUCCCAGUGGAGAGGACUUGCCCCUACCUGCUGGCUGGACAGUUGACUGGACCAUUCGUGGCAGGAAGUACUACAUUGACCACAACACUAACACCACCCACUGGAGCCACCCGCUAGAGAGAGAGGGGUUACCUCCAGGCUGGGAGAAGGUGGAGUCUGCAGAAUUUGGGGUGUAUUACGUUGAUCACAUCAAUAAGAGGGCACAGUACAGACACCCUUGUGCUCCAAGUGUUCCUCGCUAUGAUCAGCCGCCUCCUCUCCCUCCUCCGGUCACUUACCAGCCUCGCCAGGCAGAUCGCAACCAGCCAGUGCUGGUGCCAGCCAACCCCUACCACACUGCAGAAAUCCCUGACUGGCUGCAGGUCUAUGCCAGGGCACCUCUCAAGUAUGACCACAUUCUGAAGUGGGAGCUGUUCCAGCUAGUAGAUCUGGACACCUAUCAGGGCAUGCUGAAGCUGCUGUUCAUGAAGGAGCUUGAGAGAAUUGUCAAGUCGUAUGAGGCGUACCGACAGGCCCUGCUCACCGAACUGGACACACGCAAGCAGCGACAGCAGUGGUAUGCCCAGCAGCACAGUAAGAACUUCACCGGAAAUAUGUAAUGAGGACAAUCAUGGUUCGCCUCACCAGAAAUGGGUUAUGGACUCCUUUGCUUCGUUCUCCUGGGGUCAGACAUCCCAAGACUUUGGAUUAUUUUUCUGGGUGUCUACUUACACACCUUUGCAGUGUGAAACAAAAUUGGUGGUGUCUGCAAACAUAGGUUGCAUGUCUCUGUGGCAUAUAAUGAUCAAGAUUGCUUUUAUCUGUUAAAAAUACUAAGAUCACAUCAUUAAAACAGUUCAAAAGUAAAAGAGGAUAGUGUAAAUCAUCAAAAGACUUCAAAAUCCUAAUGGGGUGAAAAAAUAUUGAUAGCUUGGUGAAUUUUACAAAGAAGUCUGCCACCUCUCCCCAGAAAUCAGGUGAUUUUUUUUUAUAUCUGAAGAGAUGGGUGAUAAAGACAAUGUUUUUGUUGGCGCUCAAAUAUUUGUUGUUUGGGAUUGGGAGUUAUGAAGUAGGCUUCUGUUACAUCUAUGGAUCAGCUGUUGGAAAAUAAAAGCAAGCAUGGAGACAGGAGUCUUCUACAUGUUGCACUGUGUGCCAAUCCAUAGAGGGUCUCUAGUCUUAUAAUUCAGCUUCUUCUCACAAAGUGAACAGACUCGUACCUGUACCAAUCACAGAUAAGCUAGACCAGGAUCUCUCUUUUAACAGGAAAGUGUUUGGGAGUCCUGGAUGUUCAGUCACUCUGUAUUAAGCAGAGCAAGGUGGGCAGCUUCAUUUUAAAAUGGGAAUCACUUCUGCUGUGGUCCUGUGUUUUUUUUUUAAUCAUUUCAUAAUGACUAUAUAAUAUUAUUUUCCCCCCUCUGUUACAUAUGUAUGCAUACACUUUGAAAUAUAAGGUAUUUUUAUAUUACCAUUAAAUAUUCUUUUUAUGUCACUACCAAAUGAUUUUAACCCCUUUUAAGAAGUGCUUGUGAUCCUGGUAGAUGACAUGAUGGCUGACUUUGAAUUUAUUUAGAGGACUUUUAAAUGUACUGGCAAAAAGCAUUGCAUUGCAAUGUGAGCCAUUCUGAAUUUUACCAGUAACUCCAGGAAUUUGGAGUGUGAGGUCUCCAAAGCCUAAACAGUAAUUGAAUUAAGGAGCUCUCUGCAUUAUUGUCAGUUCUUCAGAGAUCAAAAAUUGAAAAUGCUGACCUUUUUGUAACCAAUUAUAUAAUCUCACUUUAAGGGAUUACAAAGUACUGAAACCGUUUUUGCUUUCAGAAUUUUCAAAUAACAAUUUUUGGUUACUCUUUAGUGCUAAAACUCUGUUUAUUAAAAAAAAUAUGCAAUAAACCAAUCCUGAAUGUAAAGAUGUUAUCAUUUUAUGAUCCUCUAUAAUCAUUUCUAAUCACCUGGACCCCAAGCUUUUAUACUGCCUUUCAGGGGGGAGUUAAGGCUUUGUUUUUCACUCUUUUAAAGUGUUGAUUCUCUUCUUUUAAACAUAUUACCCUCCAUGACUGAGAGGAGGGAUACAUAUUAUAUAUUUGCUAAUGAGCCUUAUUCAAAAAAUGGACAUUGUGAUUUCAUUGGAAUGUUUUUUUUUUAAUUGCCAGGGUAUUUCUUGUUUAAAAAACAUGGUUUAUUUUUUUCAGUUGAAGGCGUGGCUGUUGAUCCUAAAUAUAAUGUUUUAACAUCCUUUCAGUUUUAUUUGAUGGUGUGUUGCAUCAACUGAGAGUCAUGGGACAGUUCUGGUUUUUAAAAAUUGGCUGUCACGAAAUUCAAAGCUUUCUUAAAACAUUUGAAUUCUAUUUAUUUUUUGUUCUGUCUGCCUCCUGGGUGUUUAAUAUAGAGACAGUUUAUUUGCAAGGUACAGUAAUUGUUAGAAAGUUUUAAAGAUUCACAGAAAUGAAUGCUUGUUUAAUUGUGUUCUAUUCACAGUAUCUUUAAAAAAACAGCUGGGAGCACAUUGUGUAAGUAAAGUCUUCGUUAUCUCAUUUUCAAGCUGAAAAACAGAUCAUUAUCCGGACAUUAAUAUUGAACUCUCCAGCAGUAAAGAAUAUUUAAUGUGUUAUCUUGUAUUCUGAUAAGCUGCUAUGUCCGUGUUGGGAAUAUUACUAAUUGAACCACUAUUCGAACAGAAAAGACCUUUCUUUCAACAGAAACAGAACAAUAUGAUGAUGAGCAUUGCCUUCCAUGGGAGGGGACACAGUGUCUAAAUUCUGCAAGUCAGCAAUAUUUUUCUUAAUUUGGGGCAUUUUGUAGAGGCCUUUUAUAUUGCCAAAUAACUGAUACUUUUUGUACAGAUUUCCUUUGUAAAUAGUUUUUUUUCCCCUUGCAACAAAUCACACAUUUUGGAAUUAAAACCUUAAACAAAAAGGGGUGGGGAUUCUGUUGUACCUGCCUUUAUUUAUGAAUUAUAUACUUCUAGUGCAAUAUACAUGUGUAUAAACACAAUAAAUCUUGCAAUAUCAACAACCUGUGACCUUACUAUAUAAUAAACAUCUCUUUAUGAAACAAAA
Lepisosteus oculatus (spotted gar) is the source of this 4058-nucleotide messenger RNA. RefSeq names its product salvador family WW domain containing protein 1 (gene sav1). Gene Ontology annotation, biological process: negative regulation of cell population proliferation; hippo signaling; apoptotic process. Gene Ontology annotation, molecular function: molecular adaptor activity; protein binding. The record is from RefSeq and is a predicted model, not a curated record. Gene Ontology annotation, cellular component: cytosol. NCBI's taxonomy places the organism in Eukaryota, Metazoa, Chordata, Actinopteri, Semionotiformes, Lepisosteidae.